AUGAAUUCUACCGCUUUUUGUGACAAUACUUUAACUUCAGGGCCCACUGGGCAUGGUUUUUAUCCUUAUGAAGCUAAUGGCGGCACUGCAGUGGCAAUUGCAGGAGAGGAUUUUUGUGUGGUAGCUUCGGAUACUCGUCAAAGUAACGGAUAUCUUAUAAAUGCGCGAUAUUCACCUAAAGCUUUUAAAAUGUCAGAUAAAGCGGUAUUGGCAAAUAGUGGUUUUGCAGCUGAUGGUAACGCAUUAGUUAGAAGACUUGGACAAAGAAUGCAGUGGUAUAGACAUUCUCAUGAAAAAGAAAUGUCAAUAACGGCACUUGCUCAAUUGCUUUCCAAUACUUUGUACUAUAAACGAUUUUUUCCAUAUUAUACUCAGGUUUUGCUUGGUGGUAUUGACGAAAAUGGUGUGGGCGUAGUAUUUAGUUUUGAUCCUGUAGGAUCCUACGGUUCAGAAAUCUGUAGAGCCGCUGGGACAGCUGCUGCAUUAAUUCAACCAUUUCUUGACAAUCAGGUCGAACUUAAAAAUAUGCAAAUUGGAGAAAAACCACGUUUGUCCUUAGAUCGAGCACUUUGUAUCGCAAAAGAUGCCUUUACGUCAGCUACUGAAAGGGAUAUUUAUACUGGAGAUUAUCUUGAAAUUUAUAUUAUCAAAGGAGAUGGUGUUACUAUUGAGAAUUAUCCAUUGAAGAAAGAUUAA
Cetraspora pellucida is the source of this 696-nucleotide messenger RNA. Lineage: Eukaryota; Fungi; Glomeromycota; Glomeromycetes; Diversisporales; Gigasporaceae. The record is from the annotation of a GenBank genome assembly.